Messenger RNA from Camellia sinensis, 1462 nucleotides. Its product is annotated as ethylene-responsive transcription factor 5. Gene Ontology annotation, biological process: regulation of DNA-templated transcription; ethylene-activated signaling pathway. Lineage: Eukaryota; Viridiplantae; Streptophyta; Magnoliopsida; Ericales; Theaceae. Gene Ontology annotation, molecular function: DNA-binding transcription factor activity; DNA binding. The record is from RefSeq and is a predicted model, not a curated record.
ACUCCCGUUUUUUCCACUCAUCCCCCAAACUUUGAAUUUCAACUACAACCAAACCCACCAAUCUUCCCUCUCUUAAACCCAUAAAUUUCAGUUUUUGAAAAAGAGAAUUUGAACACACACACAUACAAAGACUACUUGUUCUCUUCACUUCACUCAAAACAGAGUCUUUUCAAUGGCCUCAGUUGUUGAAUCCUCUGCUUUGGAACUCAUUCGCCAACACCUUCUUGAUGAUUUUGCAUUCACUGAGAACUUUGUCACGAAUCUUGAUCAUCUUUCUAGUACUUCAAAAUCCUACGAAACCCAGUUUUCUCAGAUCUCUGUUUCCGAUUCCACUUCCUCUGAGCUGAAAAACACUCCUACUAUUGUUAAUAUUAAUGAUGAUGGCGAGUUUCAGAUACCCAAUAGCUUGAAAUUGAAACCAGUCGAAGAAGAAAUUGAUCAGUUCGAGUUCAAGAUAAAGCCCCAAAUCAUCAGCCCAAAGACCUCGAAGCUAAGCGACCGCAAGCCUUCCCUGAACAUUUCGAUUCCGGCAGCGGCGUUGGCGGCGAAGAACAAAAUACAGGGGUCAGAUUUGUGUGCCGCCGGGUCUCCGCCGCAGGCGGCGGAUUCCUGCGAGAAAAGGCAUUACAGGGGGGUGAGACGGCGGCCGUGGGGGAAAUUCGCGGCGGAGAUUCGAGACCCAAAUCGGAAAGGGGCGAGGGUUUGGCUCGGGACCUUCGACACCGCCGUGGAGGCGGCAAAGGCGUAUGAUCGAGCGGCGUUCAAGCUCCGGGGAAGCAAGGCUAUACUGAAUUUCCCUCAUGAGAUUGAGAACUCGCUGGAAUCUGACCCACCGGCGGAGACUCGCCGGAAAAGAGGGAGAGAGGAGGAGAGUGAAGAGAGGAGAAGUGUGGCGAUUAAGAGGGAGAAAUCGCCGGAAUCUGACACCAAGACGGCGGAGAGUGGUUUCGCCGCUUGUCCGCUGACGCCGUCAAAUUGGACGCCGUUUUGGGAUUAUGCUGAUAUGAAGGGUAUUUUUGAGAUUCCCCCGUUGUCUCCGUUAUCACCCCACCCUUCUUUUGGAUACUCACAACUUACAGUUAUUUAACGGAGUUUACUAAAUUAGGGGAGAUUGGGUUUUGGACGUUUCUUAAGGCGUUUACUAAAUCUAGCGAGACCCGACGACAAAACCACUGAGGUGAUAAUUACAUUGAAUUAUCCACCGUAAAAAAUUAAAAAUUAAAAAAAAAAAAGAAGAGAUAUAGCUACACCUACUCAUCCAGAAGAGAGAGAGAACUCUAGUGAGAGGAGAGAGGUGGUCUUAUGCAUGUACAUAUUAAGAGGUGGUGUGAAAUUUUAGCUGUCUUCUACUCCUUUCUUUGCAUUUCAUUAUGCAAUAUUAUAAAUUUUUUGAUUUAUUUGUAGUAGAUUAAUGCAGUGCUAUUUGCAUGCAUAUAAUGAAAAAUUCAUUAUUUAUUGUUUA